Messenger RNA from Asparagus officinalis (garden asparagus), 1689 nucleotides. RefSeq names its product protein DETOXIFICATION 27-like. Gene Ontology annotation, molecular function: antiporter activity; xenobiotic transmembrane transporter activity. Gene Ontology annotation, biological process: xenobiotic detoxification by transmembrane export across the plasma membrane. The transcript is spliced from 8 exons. Lineage: Eukaryota; Viridiplantae; Streptophyta; Magnoliopsida; Asparagales; Asparagaceae. The record is from RefSeq and is a predicted model, not a curated record. Gene Ontology annotation, cellular component: membrane. The coding region runs from base 3 to 1460 and encodes 485 amino acids.
CAAUGGGGAAUGCCGGAGAGAGCAGUGCUCCAUUGCUCGGGGGAGAGGGAGAGAACGAGGGAGAAAUAGAGGGCAGUUUGGUGAGGGAAGCGGUGGAGGAAUCAAAGAAACUGUGGAAGAUUGUAGCCCCUGUUGUAGUUUGUAGGGUGUCGUCAGCAGGCAUGAAUGUUGUUACUCAGGCUUUUGCGGGGCGCCUUGGUGAACUAGAGCUUGCAUCCAUUUCUAUCUCUGUUACUGUCGUUAUUGGCUUCAGCUUUGGACUUGUGCUCGGCAUGGCAAGUGCUUUAGAGACAUUAUGUGGUCAGGCCUACGGCGCAAAGAAAUACCACAUGUUAGGAAUUUACCUCCAAAGAUCAUGGAUCAUCCUCUUCUUCUGCACUCUCCUCUCAAUCCCAUUCUACAUCUACACUACUCCAAUCCUCGAACUUAUCGGUCAACCUCCAGAUAUCGCUCGCCAAGCCGGUCAACUCUCACUCUGGUUCAUCCCUUUACAGUUCUCGUUCGUGCUAUUAUUACCACAGCAGAAGUUUCUUCAAAGCCAACACAAGAACUUGGUCAGUGCUGUGAUUUCCGCGGCCGCGUUUUUGCUCCAUGUUUUGAUCAGUUGGAUUUUGAUGCACAAAUUGAGGCUCGGGCUUGUUGCUGCUGCGCUGAGCCUGAACUUCUCGUGGUGGAUAACUGCGGUGGCUCAGUUUGCGUACAUCGUUUACGGUUGUCCGCUCACCUGGAAUGGAUUUUCGAUCGACGCUUUCUCGGGACUUUGGAAGUUCUUCAAGUUAUCGCUGGCAUCGGGCGUUAUGUUAUGCUUGGAGUACUGGUAUUAUAGAGCAUUGAUCUUAUUGGCGGGUAAUCUAAAGAACGUCAAAACUGCAGUCGAUGCCCUAUCCAUUUGCAUGAACAUAAAUAGCUGGGAAGUGAUGAUCCCAGUAGCAUUUUUAGCUGGAAUUGGAGUUCGAGUAUCAAAUGAACUUGGUUCAGGGAAUGGAAAGGGUGCCAAGUUUGCGACAAUUGUGGCCGUGCUAAACUCGUCCUUAAUUGGGAUUUUCUUUUGUUGUUUGAUGUUGGUAUUCCACGAUAAAUAUGGCUUAUUUUUCACAAGCAGUGAAAUUGUGCUCAGUUUGGCUGACAAACUCUCAGUUUUAUUAGCAUUUACCAACCUCCUCAAUAGUAUCCAACCAGUACUCUCCGGAGUUGCGAUUGGUUCGGGAUGGCAAGCGACCGUGGCUUAUGUAAAUGUCGGAAGUUAUUAUCUCGUCGGUGCCCCUGUUGGGAUUUUUCUUGGAUGGAUCAUGAAGCUUGAGGUUCUGGGUCUUUGGACUGGGUUGAUCGGAGGAACUCUUGUACAAACGCUGAUCUUAGCCUUUUUCACUGCAAGAUGUAAUUGGGACAAUGAAGCACUAAAAGCCAGUGCUAGAGUCACGAAGUGGGAUGUCCCAGAGUUAAGCAAGCAGGGAAGCUAACAAAGUGGAAUUUUUAUUUUAUUUUUGAGGAAUUUUAAUGUGGUGUAUAGUCCCAGAUAUUUGAUUUGAAAUUGUUCUUUUCUAGUUAGUGUGGUUCGCACUUUAAAGGCAAGUUGCUUGGCUUUUGAUGGCAUCGGAUUGUUACGAGAUGCAACGUAUCAGUUAUGUUUGAAUCGACAAAUAUAUGUUAUUGCGUUUCGAUGGCGAUUCAAUCGCUAUCUUGAAGGAA